AUGGCGGACGUUCACGCCCUUCCAAAGCUGCGGCCCCUUGGCAAGCUCGAGCAAGUUUCGGCAACCUGCCACCAUCUCGGCUUCUACAACAAUGUUGGUGUUUCUUCCCAUUACAAGCUCUCUGGAGGCUCCGUGGCCAGCCUUCGAGAUCUCAUUUAUAGAGCAUUAGCCAGCGUGGUCCGUGAUCAUCGCAUUCUUUCUGCGAUUCCAGUUGACGAGGGGACUCCUCAAUCAUACUUCGCCUCGCUUCCAUCAGUCAACCUUGAUCGUGCUGUUCAGAUCUUGGAACGAGAAGCUCCUCUAAGUGACCCAAAGGAAAGCGAAGACAAAGAACUCGACGCCCUACUGCAGAGCUGGCACAAUACCUCUUUCAAGUCCGAGUACGGAACUUUACCUUUCUGGCGUUUACUCGUAUUGAAACCACCCGGCAAGCAGACCGAGUUUACUGCCUCAUUCAUCUUUCACCAUGCUAUUGGUGAUGGACUCUCCGGCGUCGUCUUUCACAGAGCAUUUCAAGUAGCAUUGAAUACCUUCCAGGGAAAGUCUUUCGAUCUACCACCUGAGCGAUACAUUGAAUCCAACACUGGCUCACUUCUCCCACCUCUCGAGGAUUUACAUCAUUUACCAAUAAACGAAAACCCUGCUGCUCCUCCUGUCAAUGCAGCGCUGAAAGAAUGGACGGGGGCUCAAGUUCUCCCUCCUCCAUGCCACACCAAUUACAGGUCACUUUACGUCUCACCACACCACACCAAGGUUUUCAGCCAAGAAUCCAAGAAGAGGGGGGUGUCCAUAACCGCUUCCAUCUCCUCGACGAUUGGUGCCGUCCUCUUCAGUAUCCUUCCACCAGAUAUCGAAGCGAUCAAGUGCCUCAUUCCCGUCAGCUUGCGACCCUGGCUCAAGCUUCCAGGUGACACUGCUAACGACGCAAUCGGGACGUACAUCGACGCCUUCAAGGUCCAGCUCACACGUGACGACCUAGGUGCCGAGAGCCCACAGACAUGGCACGUGGCUAAGAAGGUAUCACAGGGCAUACAUCAUUACGUCCACGGGAAUCUUUCGCCUUCGGGGGAACCUUACACAGAGGUUGCCAUAUUCAGGAAUAUUCCAGACCUUUCCGUCGUGUUCCAGUCCUUGAUUGGCUCUGACCGCGCAGCUGCCUACGAAGUCUCAAACCUGGGGAUCUUCUCCGGCUCCCGGAAGGCCGAUGCCGGCUACACCCUCGGAUCGUGGGAAGUAGGCCGCGUGACCUUUAGCCGAAGCACCGUUGUCUCAGGGUGUGCGGUUACAAUGAGCGUCGUCACUGGCGGUGAUGGGGGGAUGACCAUCGGUUUCAGUUGGCAGCAAGGCGUUGUCGAGGAUGAUCUUGUGGAACGCCUCAUCCGCGGCGUUGCCACCGAGCUUGAGGCGUACGUCUAG
Molecule: messenger RNA, 1416 nt
Organism: Clonostachys rhizophaga
Lineage: Eukaryota; Fungi; Ascomycota; Sordariomycetes; Hypocreales; Bionectriaceae
Source: the annotation of a GenBank genome assembly